AUGACAAAUCAAUGUUCCGUUCUUCAACUUCUUCUUCGCACUCACCACAAAAUUCCCAAUCAAUCUCUUCCACUUUGCACUUUCUCUUCCAUUCCCAACACCUACCAUUCCAAAUUCCAUACAAACCCUAAUUUCAACCAUUUCUCUUCCGAACCCGUUCUCGCUAACACCGUGGAUAUAUUCUCAAAACUCAAAUAUCUUAGUGCCAUCAACAAAGACCUCGAUUCAAAUCACGUUUCGAUUAGUCACGAUGCUGUCAACGGAAGGAAGUUUGAAAAGUGUGGAAUGGAUGGUGAGGCUGUGAAAUCCAGGGAAUUGUGGGUGGAGAAGAGUGGGCAGUUUAAGCAUGACGAACGUAAGUAUACUAAGAUGGCGAUGAUUCUUCAAAGCGAGUAUUUGAUUGAUCAGUUUUGGAAGUUAGUUUAUGAUAUGAGGAGUGCUGGAUUCAAGAUAGGAGAAAAUACCUAUCUUUCCUUUCAUGAAAGCUUUAUUUUGAAGAAAAUGCUUAAGGAUGCUGUGAAGCUUUAUGAGUUUGUUAUGGCUGGUCCUAACAAGAACCUAGGUUGUAGAAAUCUAUUGAGUAGUAUUGUUUCUUUUGACGAGCUCGAUAUGGAUUUGUUUUCAAGGGCUGUGAAGGUUUUUACCAAAAAUGGAAAUGCUUUGAACGAUGACAAUGUUGAAGAAGUACAAAAGUCUUUAUUCAGUGCUGGUAGAAUUGAUGAAUUUAACAAGGUUUUGAAGGUAAUGGAACAUGAAAAUGAUGGGUUUGUUGCUACUGGUCUUUUGCUGGGCACAAUUGCAUUUCGACUUCGUGCUGCUGGUUACAAUGAACAAGCUGAUGAGUUUGCGAAUAGAAUCGAAGAAUCUAGGUUGUCUACUCCAUAUCUUAGGAUGCAGGAUUAUAUAUUAUCUUACCACAACUUUGAAAAAGGCUUUGAAUCUUUGAAAGAGAUAGUUGAGAAAGAGGGAGUUGUAUCUGCAGCCAAUGCUUUAGAUUUAAUUUGUUAA
Molecule: messenger RNA, 1008 nt
Organism: Medicago truncatula (barrel medic)
Lineage: Eukaryota; Viridiplantae; Streptophyta; Magnoliopsida; Fabales; Fabaceae
Product: pentatricopeptide repeat-containing protein At3g02490, mitochondrial
Exons: 2
Coding region: 1-1008 (335 amino acids)
Biological process (GO): RNA splicing
Source: RefSeq, a predicted model, not a curated record